AGCAUGUGUUGGAAUCAGCUCGUUAAACCGCACACAGAUGUCCAACACAGCGCGGCCGACCUGUCAGCACACGGCAGCGCUGUAGUCUCGCCCUAGCACUCGAAACGAAACAAUUCAUUCCCUGUUUUGUUACUCAUCGAUACAUUUCUAGUCUGUGAAUUCUGUUAACUCUGUGCUUGUGUGAAGAGUGAUUUUUUUUUGUAUUAAUAUUUUGGUUAAUUUUUUGUUGUUAUUCUUAUGAAUAGUGCACAGGACUUUCGAGGGACGAGAAGACUGAACGAUGACCAGACUGAGGGUCAUUACCUUCAUCAGCUUGAUAUUGACCUUCACACCGCACGCCCCGCCGACCGAGGCCUCAGACGCCCAGGGGACGAAGGGAGGCCACAACACAGAGCCCGUGAGAAUGCCGAGAAAUUCGGACCGGUCGAGACAGCAGUUCAUUCUGGUUCUGAAUGGGAAAAGCAAAUAUAAGAAGGAGAAUUUGAUACUGCAGGUGAAUCAGCAUAUGGGAGCCGGACGCCGAUUGCCGAAAAAGCUGGACCGGGCGCCUCCAGAGCCAGAGUGUCCGGAAGGGUCCUGGUUCUGUCCCGGUACAACUGUCUGCGUUUCGGAAGAUCAAGAAUGUGACGGGACGGAGGACUGUCCCGAUGGUUCUGACGAGGCUUCUUGCAAUUAUGCAACAACAGCGGAGCCCAUUCCGUGUCCAAUAGGCUGGUUAUACACCUGCGUAGGCAAUCAGUGCGUUUGUGACACUACCCAGUGUGCUAAUGGGUUCUGGCUCUGCAGUGACGGAACCCGAUGUAUUAGGACAACACAGAUUUGCGACGGCCUCACACACUGCGUUGACGGGUCAGACGAAGAAAAUUGUACCGUGGAGUGUUCAUCCGCCCAUGUGCAGUGCGGCGAUACUGCGCAGUGCAUUUUGAAGAAGUACGAUCACUCUCUGCUUCUGCGAUUGAGUAAUGCGUUUGAGAAAGAGAAAGAGAGAGAGGGGGAGUGAG
This is a messenger RNA of Penaeus monodon (black tiger shrimp), 1001 nucleotides long. Its product is annotated as LDL receptor repeat-containing protein egg-1-like. The transcript is spliced from 6 exons. Bases 281 to 1000 code for a protein of 239 amino acids. Gene Ontology annotation, molecular function: protein binding. NCBI's taxonomy places the organism in Eukaryota, Metazoa, Arthropoda, Malacostraca, Decapoda, Penaeidae. Gene Ontology annotation, cellular component: plasma membrane. The record is from RefSeq and is a predicted model, not a curated record.